This is a messenger RNA of Eucalyptus grandis, 1680 nucleotides long. RefSeq names its product carbon catabolite repressor protein 4 homolog 5. The coding region runs from base 60 to 1475 and encodes 471 amino acids. The record is from RefSeq and is a predicted model, not a curated record. Gene Ontology annotation, molecular function: 3'-5'-RNA exonuclease activity. Lineage: Eukaryota; Viridiplantae; Streptophyta; Magnoliopsida; Myrtales; Myrtaceae. The transcript has 14 exons.
CCGGUUGGGAAACGCCCGCGCCAAGAAACGCCUCCCGCCGCCGGCGAACCCCAACGGCCAUGGCGAAGCGGAGCCGCCGCGAACCUCCUCCUUCCGACGACUCCCACUCUCUCGCCACUCGCUCGAACCAGCACAAGCGUCUUCCAGAUUCACGCGAAGAAGAAGAGUCUCGGAGCGGGUGUCGCCGCAAAGCGAAGAAGAUAAAGACGUUCACGGCCUCCGAAACCCUACUUGUUCAAUCCGAGACGACCGGAACUCCUUCCGCCUCGAACCGGUACGCCUCGCUUGCAUGCUCGGUCGAGCUGCGUCGCGAGGAGAAGCCGAGGAGGAGAGGGCGAGAGGAUCGUCGCGAAUGGGCCUACACUUCGCGCGAUCUUUCUGGAUGCAGAGACAACGUUGUGUUCGUUUCCUACAACAUAUUGGGCGUCGAGAACGCCAUGAAGCAUCAAGACUUGUACACUGAAGUUCAGCCGAGGUUCUUGAAGUGGAGGCGGCGGAAAAAGCUCAUACGCAAGGAGCUUAAUGUUUACGAUGCCAGUAUUGUUUGCUUUCAGGAGGUUGACCGAUUUGAUGAUUUAGCUGAUCUUCUUAAGAAGGAUGGCUUUGGAGGUGUUUACAAGGCUCGAACAGGUGAAGCAAAUGAUGGAUGUGCUAUAUUCUGGAAAGAUGAUCGAUUUACCCUUGUCCACCAAGAUAAUAUAGAGUUCAAGACUUUUGGCCUUCGUGACAAUGUUGCUCAACUUUGUGUUUUGAAGAUGAAGCAAAGAGUUAUGCCUGACUCACCUGCACAGUCAUCCGCGAGUCUCCUCGACCAAAAUCAGCUUUUGCUUGUUGCCAACAUCCAUGUGCUGUUUAACCCAAAUCGAGGAGAUGUCAAGCUAGGUCAGAUUCGACUGCUCCUUGAAAAGGCUCAUCAGCUAUCCGAAAUCUGGGGCAAGAUUCCUGUUAUAAUUGGUGGGGACCUAAACAGCAUGCCCCAGAGUGCCAUUUAUCAGUUUCUUGCUUCAUCUGAGUUGGAUAUCCGACUAUAUGAUCGCAGAAAAAUCUCUGGACAGAUUGACUGUCUAUCAGCAAAUAGUUGUGUCAAACAUCAGAACAGAAAUUCAUUGAGCAUAAAAUGGAAGCCUGCAUCAAGGCAAUGUGUAUAUAGGUGGAAUGAUGACGAUUUAAGACUUGCCACAGGCAGCGCAAAAGUUACUCAUCUUCAGCACCACCUGGAUCUCUGUAGUGCUUAUUUUGGGAUUCCAGGAAGUUGCAGAACCAGGGAUGACUGUGGGGAGCCCUUGGCAACUUCUUACCACUCCAGGUUCAUGGGAACUGUUGAUUAUAUAUGGCAUACGAAAGAACUUGUUCCUGUUAGAGUUCUAGAAACUUUACCUAUUGAUGCUUUAAAACGAACAGGAGGUCUUCCAAGUAAGAAAUGGGGGAGCGAUCAUCUUGCUCUGGUAUGUGAAUUAGCCUUCUGGGACAGGUAACUUAUGUAGAUUAUCAGAAACAAUAUAUAUUUUUUUCAAUUUAAUCUCGGUUCCUUCUUUUCAUGAGUAAAAUGUGCUCUUCAGUAUGUCUGAACUGAGUCAUCUUGAUUUCUAGCUGUAAAAUUGAAGGUUUAACAUUUGCCUUUCUGACAUGAAAUCUUUGUGUACCUUCACCAUGAGUCAAUGAGCAUAGUUUCUUCAUGCA